UUCUCACAAUCUUCGAUUUCCCUCUCUUCUCUCUCUCUCUCUCUCAGAUCUUAUCGCAUACAGAACCGAAAGCCGUCUCUUUUUCUCUUUUACACGUUCAGGUAUUUCAAAUUCAUCUUCCAAUCUUUUCCCUUCUGCUCGAGAAUUCGAGGAUUGUAGCUUUUUCUUCUUUCUAUUUGGUGCUGUAUUGAUUCUAGGCGGAUUCAAGAAGCUAAUUCGGUUAGUAUUUGAUCCGAAUUUGAAAUUUUUAUCUGGAUUUUUGAAGUUCUGCGGUGGAAUUUUGUUUUGUGUUUGUUUCUGGAUGUUCGAUUGAAGGGAUUAUGGUGAGGGAACAACGAGUUGAAUCGUUUUAUACUAAGCUUCGUGAAUCUGUGGCGGCUUCUUCUUUGUCUCCUCUACUUAUUUUUCCAUCCACUUCUGAUGUAGAUUCUCUCUGUGCCUUGAAAAUUAUUUUUCAAGUUCUUGAAUCCGAUUCGGUUCGCUACGCUUGUUAUCCCGUGUCUUCUUUUCAAGAAAUUCAUAAAUAUGCUGGUCCUAGUUUGACUUCCUCGUCUGCUGAUCCCAUUUCGAUCCUUUUGAUUAAUUGGGGUUGUCAUCGAGAUCUUCGGAAGGUUUUGAGUUUAGGUCCGGCUGCUCGUGUGUUUGUUGUUGAUAGUCAUCGCCCAAUUCAUCUUCACAAUCUAAGUGAUCAGAAUGAACAAGUGGUUGUGCUUUAUACGAAAGACGACGAGCUCCAGGCUGAUUUGGCUUAUGAUUUUGACGUUUCUGCUUUGGCGAGUGCGAGCGAUUUGAACAGCGAUGAUGAGAUUGAUGAGGAAUUGGAUAGUGACGACGACAAUGAUAGCGAAAGCGACGACGAAGAGAGACGUGGAUCAAGGAAAAGGAGAAGGGUUGAAAAGGAAAAUGAGGAUGACCCUGUUCAGAUAUUUAGGAAAUUGAAACGGGGAUACUAUCAAAUGGGUACCUUCCAUGGUAGGCCUUCAGGGUGUUUGAUGUAUGACCUAUCUCAUUCGUUGAGGAAGAACACGAAUGAAUUACUGUGGCUGGCUUGUGUGUCUUUAACAGAUCAGUUUGUUCAUGAAAGAUUGACGGAGGAGAGGUACCAAGCUGGGGUUAUGGAGCUAGAACAACACAUAAACAGUUCAGGAAACUUGAAUGCUGUUAACUCAGUUACUCUUAAAGAUGGCACCAAGAUCCGAGCCCCUGAUGCAUCUAGAAUCACUUAUGAUGAUGAACCCAGACUAAUGCUCUUACAGGAGUGGAAUUUGUUUGAUUCAAUGCUUUGUUCUUCAUACAUUGCAACCAAGUUAAAGACAUGGAGUGACAAUGGAAUGAAGAAGCUCAAAUUGCUUCUAGCACGUAUGGGGUUUGCACUUGUGGAUUGCCAACAAAAGUUCCAAUACAUGAAUAUCGAAGUGAAACGAAAGAUGAAAGACGAAUUCGAGCGAUACCUUCCCGAAUACGGCCUAACGGAUUUCUACUACAGAAGUUUCUUGAGGUUACAUGGUUAUAGCUCAAAAGUGUCAGCAGCAGAUGUAGUAUAUGGGGUCACUGCAUUGCUCGAGUCCUUUGUCAAAUCGGAUGGCACUAGUGCUUCCAAACAGUUCGGAGUAGCUUAUGAUGCAUUAUCAUUGGGCAAUCUUGACAAGCUCAAAGAUGGAAUGCAGCAGGCAAUCAAGGUCCAGAGAUCAAUUCUUAGACAGGGGAGCUCUGCAAUUACAAAGAGUGGUUGCAUAAGAAGUGGUAGGAAAUUUCGUUGGGUGAAGCUUGAAGAUUCCGUAGACACCAAAUUGUUGGGAUAUCCUCAAGCACUCACGAAGUUCUGCUACUUUAUAAUGGAUGCAUUGCGAGAGAAAGGAGCCAGAAUGAAGCCUUUGCUAUGUGCUUGCAUAUCUCAAGAGCCCAACAAAGUAUUGAUCGUUGGAGUUUGUGGGAAGCCGAGGCUGGGGGCAUCUCAAGGCAAUGCAUUUGGGAGAGCAUUCCGGAAUGCGGCGGAGGAAAUUGGCGGAGAGUUUUUCCACGAGAUGUUUGAAUCUUCAUGGAUUCUUCUUGAAAAAACUUCAGUCAACUCUUUCAUGGUCAGAUUGACUCAGAAGCUCUAGUAAGUUUCUUCUUUUUCCUCCAUUUCUAUGGCAUAUCUGUGAAGAUUUCAAUAACUGAUGUGCCUACUUACCAGUUUCAUUAUAGCAUCAGUUGUAGUGAUGAUGAUUUAAUUUCCUUAAAAUCCCAUUGAUUAGUUACUUGUUAUGUUCAAGUAUAACAUUAUCUGGAAGUGUUUUCUUGUCCUUUUUCUUAGAGCUUUCAUGUAACUUCAUCUUUCACUAGACUAUUGAAUAUAAAUUAUUUGUACU
Molecule: messenger RNA, 2351 nt
Organism: Cucurbita moschata (crookneck pumpkin)
Lineage: Eukaryota; Viridiplantae; Streptophyta; Magnoliopsida; Cucurbitales; Cucurbitaceae
Product: cell division control protein 45 homolog
Exons: 1
Coding region: 321-2102 (593 amino acids)
Biological process (GO): mitotic DNA replication preinitiation complex assembly; DNA replication initiation; double-strand break repair via break-induced replication
Cellular component (GO): DNA replication preinitiation complex
Molecular function (GO): chromatin binding; DNA replication origin binding; single-stranded DNA binding
Source: RefSeq, a predicted model, not a curated record